AUGACAUUCAACGAGGACCCGACAAGAGACAAAGACACUGGGAGGAUAGGAAAUGAGAUCAGCUUUCAUGUGUCUUAUUUGUCUGCUGCAGGCACCAGUGGAGAACGUCAUCUCUAUCGCAGAGCUGGAGAAGAUCUUGUUCUACCUUGUAACAGUACCUUACGUUACCCAUGCUCCACUGUUGACUGGGUUUUACACAGAAAUCGAACGCCUUGCGAAGUGGUUCAUUAUGGGAAAGUUGUUAAGAGUUUACCUGGAGCUUCCCGGUUGGAUGUGGACAGUAACUGCUCUCUGAUCAUCAACAACAUCACUGCUGAUGAUGCUGGAGAUUACAUCUGUUAUGUGGCUUCAAGUUAUUUGGAUGAGAGCAGAGUUUAUCUGUUUGUUCUGACCAUUUCUCCAUCUCCACCAGAUGCUGAUCCAGCAAAGGAAGAUUUCACAGUGCACUGUUCUCUGAGCAGAUAUGUGGGGUGGAGUUCUGGUCGCAGGAACAGUUUCCGCUGGCUGGAUGAGACGGGAACUGAGCUGACAGGUGAAGGUGUUGGGUUACUUUUAACAAGACCACGAACCUGGAAUUCCUCUCUGGCUGUGCAGCAUCAGAGCGGCACCAACAGAAGCUUCACCUGCCAGUUUGUUGAAGGAAACUGCAUGAAAGUUGACGCUCGCUACCCGCCGGGAUUUAUCGGUACCAGGAAGCAGUCAGUCCAGAUCUACCACAGAGCUGGAGAUGUUGCUGUUUUACCCUGUAGAAAGACUUCAUCAUCAUGCUCCACUGUUAACUGGCUUCAUGAGAGAGCUAAAGACAUGAAGAGUCAGCAGGAAGUUCAGGAAGGAAUCAUUGUGCAGAAUUCGUCUCGUGCUGCCAGGCUGAGUUUGGACAAUAAAUCUUCUCUGAUCAUCAAUAACAUCACUGCUGAGGAUGCUGGACAUUACAGCUGUCAGCUCUGGGAGGGAGGCAGCCAUGAUGUAGAUGUAUAUCUAAAUAUAAUGAGCAUCUCUUCAUCUCCACCAGGUUCUGAUCCAACAAAGAAUGGAGACGUAACAUUACGUUGUUCAUUGAGUCCUUGUGCAGUUAAAAGUCUCCUCUGGUUGGAUGAGACAGGAAGUGAACUGACUGGUGAAGGUGACGGAUAUAAAUCAGGAGGACAGACUGGUUGUGUUUCUUUUCUCACUGUGAAUCUUCAGAGCAGCAGAAGAUUCACCUGCCAGUUUGUUGAAGGAAACGAAGUGAAGAUAGAAGCUCACUACCAACAUGAAGCAGCUCCUGGUAACACCAGUACCUCCACCAUCCUCAUCCUCAUCAUCCUCGGAUCAGUGAUCGGCGUUCUGCUGCUGCUGGUUGUUCUUGCUGCUGUUUUCAUCAAACUCAGGAAAACCAGAAAUAAAGAGGAUCACAAAACCACAACAGAAAAUCAAGAUUCAACCAAUGAAAAUCAUCAAUAUGAUGAGCUGCAGGCCAACCUGACCUAUGCUACUGUUAGCCACUCCAAACCCUCUGAGAAGAUAAAAGUCCAACCGGAUGAUGAAACUGUGACUUAUUCUGCUGUGAGGACUAAAAAACAGACGAAGGCGGACAUCGACCCCAGCGACGUCUACAGCUGCCUCACUGAGCCAAAAUGAGGAAACAGGAAGUGAGACGUUUAAUAAACCGCCUUACAGGAAGUGGGCUGCUGGGUUUAGGUUUCAGCAAUACCAAAGAUUUAUUUACAUCAUGCUUUGGACGUUUUCUGUUGUUUUUAAGUGAUCAUAAAGAUUUCUUUGCAGAAAUGUACCGUGACUGAGUUAUAUGGUAAAGUUUUGUUAUGUUUGUAAAAUAUGUGGACUGUAAAUCCUGAACUAAAGAGAAGCAGCAUGAAUAUGUAGUAACUGAUGCAUGAAGACCCACAAGCAGAAGUGCAAAUAUUCAAAGGAAAUGUUGAUUUGGUGUUGGAUUAAAUCCACCUUUAUUCUGUAAGAUACAACUUUCAAAAUGCAAAAAACUCAUCUGGAGACUUUUAGCCAGUUUAUGCUUUAAGGUUUUGAACAAACCGAAGUUUUAUUUUCUGUUCUGCUCAUUUUCACAUCUUUCUGGAUUUAUCUAAAAUGCUUUUUAUUAUUUAGCUCUCCUGAGUUUAUACAGCAGAUUGUUUUGAACCCUCUAAGUUUCCAUGUUUCAGCUGCUCUAACUUCUCAUCCCUUUCAGAGUCCAGUUUAAUGAUCCUGGUUCUGAUCAGAGAUCAGUGUGGAAAUGAGACAGUCAGACUGUCUGUCUCCCUCUGAACUGUUGUUCAUUUUUAUAAGCAGCUAAAAGCUCAUUUUUAAACCAGAUAUUCACUUAUUUUUCUGUAUUGUUUUGAGCAAUAAUGUAAAACCUAUUUUGAAAAUGCUAUUAUGUAUGAAAACUGAAAAUAAAACAUUUUUUAGUUACA
This is a messenger RNA of Poecilia latipinna (sailfin molly), 2408 nucleotides long. RefSeq lists its product as uncharacterized. Lineage: Eukaryota; Metazoa; Chordata; Actinopteri; Cyprinodontiformes; Poeciliidae. Gene Ontology annotation, molecular function: MHC class II protein binding; protein tyrosine kinase binding. The transcript has 9 exons. The coding region runs from base 1 to 1620 and encodes 539 amino acids. Gene Ontology annotation, biological process: T cell activation; interleukin-15-mediated signaling pathway; positive regulation of ERK1 and ERK2 cascade. Gene Ontology annotation, cellular component: membrane raft; external side of plasma membrane. The record is from RefSeq and is a predicted model, not a curated record.